AUGUGUGGAAACCUCUUGAUCGCCACACUGGUGUUCUAUGGUAAAACCCUCCAUUGUCCCAUGUAUUUCUUCCUCACCCAACUGUCUUUAUCAGAUAUCUUGCUGGCAACUGAUAUUCUUCCUAACAUGCUCCAUGCUAUCUUGAUGAAAGGGACUUGCAUUCCAUUAUCUGCUUGUGUCACACAGUUUUUUUUCUUUGGUGUCUCAGAAACUUUUGACAGUCUUCUUUUGACAGUGAUGUCUUAUGACAGAUAUUUGGCCAUCUGUAAGCCUUUGCAUUAUGUUUUGCUCAUGAACAAUAGGGUUUGCUGGAUAAUGGUCACCACAAGCUGGAUGGCAAGUAUUUUAAUAGUAUUAAUUCACACUUUAAGCAUAUCACAAUUACAUUUUUGUGGGCCAGAUAUCAUUGACCAUUUUUUCUGUGAUCUUGAUCCCAUUCUAGCACUCUCCUGUUCUGAUACCACCACUGUCCAUUUAGAAGUGACAUCACUAAGUGCUCUUUUUGUAGUCAUCCCAUUCUUUGUCAUCAGUGUGUCCUAUGUUUAUAUUAUAGUCACCAUUUUCAAAAUGUCAUCCAAUGCUGGAAGAAAGAAAGCUUUUUCAACCUGCAGUUCUCACAUGGCCGUUGUUUCCAUCUAUUAUGGCACUCUAGUUUGUGUUUAUUUGGUCCCGAGUAGGGGACAAUCAUGGAACGUUUCUAAGUUUCCAUCCUUAGUGUAUACUGUAGUUAUUCCGCUGCUGAAUCCCAUUAUAUACAGCCUGAGGAAUAAAGACUUGAAAAAGGUUUUAGGAAAACUAAUAAGCAAUUCUUUUACCAUGAACUGA
This is a messenger RNA of Rana temporaria (common frog), 825 nucleotides long. RefSeq names its product olfactory receptor 24-like. Lineage: Eukaryota; Metazoa; Chordata; Amphibia; Anura; Ranidae. Gene Ontology annotation, molecular function: G protein-coupled receptor activity; olfactory receptor activity. The transcript has a single exon. The record is from RefSeq and is a predicted model, not a curated record. Gene Ontology annotation, cellular component: membrane. The coding region runs from base 1 to 825 and encodes 274 amino acids. Gene Ontology annotation, biological process: G protein-coupled receptor signaling pathway.